AUGAAAAAGCAAAAGAUUUACGUGAUGGCACUACAUGUUAUCACGGCCGUCGUGAUGGGAUACAGUAUUGCAAUUAUCUUCGCCUUGAUCCUUGCAUGCCACCCCGUCAGCAGGAACUGGGAUUCGAAUGUCGAUGGAAUUUGCGUCAACCGCACGGCUCUAUACAUCGCCACCGCUGUGACCAACAUUGUCACUGAUCUAGCGCUCAUCACACUCCCUAUCCCGCUCGUGCUUCGUCUCAACAUGCCCCGCUCUCAAAAGGUUUACCUUUUCCUUAUGUUCGUCAUUGGUUGCGCAACUGUCAUCACGAGUAUCCUGCGCAUGGUUACCUUGGUGGACUUUCUCCACGCCAAAGACGUGACUUACAAGCUGGCUUGGCCCGAAUUGUGGAUCAAUGUCGAAGCCAAUCUCAUCAUAAUCUGCCCCUGCUUACCUAUCCUGCGCCCAUUCAUGCGCCACUACAUCCCCGGCUGGGGUGAUGAUGAGACUGCCACCGGCAAUCCUUACCUGGAUAACACCUACACAGAUUCCCAGAACAAGUGGAAGACUGCCUAUGGUCAGAAUGACGAAAUUGCCCUAGCGGACAACGUGGACAGCGUUCGCAGUGAGUCGCGGAUGGUCAAGUCGAGCCAGUAG
Messenger RNA from Penicillium lagena, 636 nucleotides. RefSeq lists its product as uncharacterized. The transcript has 3 exons. Lineage: Eukaryota; Fungi; Ascomycota; Eurotiomycetes; Eurotiales; Aspergillaceae. The record is from RefSeq and is a predicted model, not a curated record. The coding region runs from base 1 to 636 and encodes 211 amino acids.